UGACGGAUUACAAUUAUUACAAUCACUCGACCAUUGAGAAGCCCCUCAAUUCGAACCACGUCAGUUUGACAACAGUUGUCAUUUUCAUUUUUGUUUACCUCUGAUGUUUUUGGAUACGAUCAGAGUCAAUACGGGCAAUCUGAAACCGCACCGAGGCAGAUAGUUUUUUCCAGAAUAAGAUAGUAGUUUCCGUUCUUUACCGGGAUCUCGGCGGCAUCUUCAAUGCUCCUUAUCGGUGAACGCCACGUAAAAUGUGCAAUUACCUUGGUUGUUUGUUUAGUUUCAUUUAGUCAUCUUUCUCUUGCACGCGCACAGAACGAAUGGGUUUUGUUUUCAUCGGAAAACGCUUCGGAAGCGUUAAUUAAACGAUGUCGUCUACUGAUCAGCCAGCAGCGGAUAAAGAAAGGAAGUGACUCAUCCUCUUCCGGUCAGCAGUACGGGUCCGACUUGGACACUUGGACGUAACGAAUGUACCCGCAAAACCUAUUGACGAUUCCGGCGCACCAUCAUUUUGAAAGGCAAAUUUCCGAACCGAUCAUUCCAACAUCGCCGGCCGUAUCGUCUCCACUGGAAGCGCAUCAGCACUUACGGAUCGUUCACACGGUGGACAUCAUCUCACCAUAUCUUGCAAGAACAUGUGAAACAACACAAUCAACGACGAGUUCAAUUCGCAUAAAAGGCGACGAAUUGUCGCGGUCUGCUUCAUCUCCUUUGAUGAGCAGCCGAUCGAAGGAAAUACCCGGCCUGGACAGCCAACGGUCUAGCCACUGUCCGGUGGUACGGGAGGGUCCCGCGCUGGGUUACAAUUUCUGCUGGAACACAAGGAGGAUACUGCGACAAAAACCCAAGUACCACUGCCCCGAGUGCCAGACGAACUUGUGCAUUGCGCCCUGCUUCCAGGAGUAUCACGAACGCCAAUCGGCGGAGAACCCUGCCCCCACCAGCAACGACAGCGGAAGCGGCUGUGUGUAUGGUGUAGGUGGAUUGUACGCAAAAAUGGAUCUCCGAUUUUUUGAGAACCUUGUGUGAAUUGUGUCAUUCUCUUUGUUGUUUUUGAUGGGUAAGAAUAGAACACACAUUCAGACUAUUGCUAGGAAGAAACAUGUUUUGUAACGCUGCCUCCGGCUUGGAUCGCUCCCCCGAUCACGUUCGUUUACUCAGAUUUACCUGGACCGUUUUACUGAAUUCGGAUUUUCUUUGAAAUAAUCAACCAAGAGACAAAAGAAAAAUAUACAAUUAUUACCGUAUACAAUCAUUAACGAAGAUGUUUUACAAAUCAAAUUCGGUAGAAAAACACACAAAUAUGAUAGAAGGCGACGAUGAUCGUAAUCCCUUUUGUCGGCGGAGUGACCGCUUGGAGGUUCAGGUCAUAUUUGUGCAAGUUUUCCCGUACAAUAUAAAAUAUUUGGACGAGAAUUGCUUCCAAUCCGAAAAUUACCUAGACCGGCACCGGGAGUCGAACCCAGCCACCCUCAGCAUGGUCUUGCUUUGUAGCCGCGUGUUACCGCACGGCUAAGGAGGGCCCUUAAUUAUUACGAAUACAUA
Messenger RNA from Armigeres subalbatus, 1545 nucleotides. RefSeq lists its product as uncharacterized. NCBI's taxonomy places the organism in Eukaryota, Metazoa, Arthropoda, Insecta, Diptera, Culicidae. The record is from RefSeq and is a predicted model, not a curated record. The coding region runs from base 469 to 1029 and encodes 186 amino acids. The transcript has 2 exons.